Osmerus eperlanus (European smelt) is the source of this 3876-nucleotide messenger RNA. RefSeq names its product cullin-associated and neddylation-dissociated 1 (gene cand1). The record is from RefSeq and is a predicted model, not a curated record. Gene Ontology annotation, cellular component: nucleus. Gene Ontology annotation, biological process: protein ubiquitination; SCF complex assembly. Bases 221 to 2950 code for a protein of 909 amino acids. The transcript has 11 exons. NCBI's taxonomy places the organism in Eukaryota, Metazoa, Chordata, Actinopteri, Osmeriformes, Osmeridae.
AGGUGAGUACCUGGAGAAGAUAAUCCCCCUGGUGGUGAAGUUCUGCAACAUAGAUGAUGAUGAGCUGAGGGAGUACUGUAUCCAGGCCUUCGAAUCCUUCGUCAGGAGGUGUCCAAAGGAGGUGUACCCCCACGUUCCCACGGUGAUCAGCAUCUGCCUCAAGUACCUGACCUACGACCCCAACUACAACUAUGAUGACGAGGACGAGGAUGAGAACGCCAUGGACGCAGACGGAGCUGAUGAGGACUACCAAGGAAGUGAUGAUGAGUACAGUGAUGAUGAUGAUAUGAGUUGGAAGGUACGGCGUGCGUCUGCUAAGUGUCUGGACGCGGUGGUGAGCACCAGGCACGAGAUGCUGCUGGAGUUCUACCGCAGCGUGUCCCCCGCGCUGGUGGCGCGCUUCAAGGAGCGCGAGGAAAACGUGAAGGCGGACGUGUUCCACGCGUACCUGUCCCUGCUGAAACAGACCCGCCCCGCGCAGAGCUGGAUGAACGACCCUGACGCCAUGGAGCAGGGAGAGACCCCACUCACCAUGCUGCAGAGCCAGGUCCCUAUGAUCGUCAAGGCCCUCCACAGGCAGCUCAGGGAGAAGAGUGUAAAGACUCGUCAGGGCUGCUUCAACAUGCUGACUGAGCUGGUCACAGUUCUGCCUGGAGCCCUCACUCACCACAUCCCUGUCCUGGUCCCUGGCAUCAUCUUCUCUCUGAACGACAAGUCGAGCUCGUCCAACCUGAAGAUCGAUGCUCUGUCCUGUCUGCACGUGCUCCUGUGUAACCACCCCCCCCAGGCCUUCCACGCCCACAUGCCGGCGCUGGCCCCGCCCGUGGUGGCCUGUGUGGGAGACCCCUUCUACAAGAUCACCUCCGAGGCCCUGCUCGUCACCCAGCAGCUUGUCAAGGUCAUCCGGCCCCUCGGCCAAUCAGGACCCAGCUUCGACGCCGGCCCCUACAUCUCCGACCUGUUCUCCUGCACCAUCCGAAGGCUGCGUGCCGCCGACAUCGACCAGGAAGUCAAGGAGAGGGCCAUUUCCUGCAUGGGCCAGAUCAUCUGUAACCUUGGCGACCGCCUGGGGGCGGACCUGGCGGGAACGCUGCAGAUCUUCCUGGAGCGUCUGAAGAACGAGAUCACACGGCUCACCACGGUCAAGGCUCUCACGCUCAUCGCUGGCUCCCCCCUCAAGAUCGACCUCAGACACAUCCUGGGAGAGGCCCUGCCCAUCCUGGCCUCCUUCCUCAGGAAGAACCAGCGUGCUCUGAAGCUGGGCACCCUGGCAGCGCUGGACAUCCUGGUCCAGAACUACAGCGACAGCGUGACUCCGCCCAUGAUGGAGGCGGUGCUGGCGGAGCUGCCGGCCCUCAUCAGUGAGAGCGACAUGCACGUGUCCCAGAUGGCCAUCAGCUUCCUGACCACGCUGGCCCGCGUGCACCCCUCCUCCCUGACCACCGUCAGCACGGCCAUCCUGCCUGAGCUGCUGCUCCUGGUGCGCUCGCCCCUGCUGCAGGGCGGGGCCCUGGCCGCCAUGCUGCUCUUCUUCCAGGCGCUGGUCUCCACGGGAACGGCUGGGCUGGGCUACAUGGACCUGCUGCGCAUGCUGACGGGCCCGGUGUACGCCCAGAACACGCCCCUCACGCACAAACAGUCGUACUACUCAAUCGCCAAGAGCGUGGCGGCGCUCACCAGGGCGUGUCCCAAGGAGGGGCCGGCCGUUGUGGGCCAGUUCAUCCAGGAUGUGAAGAACUCGCGCUCCACCGACGCCAUCCGCCUGCUGGCUCUGCUGUCGCUGGGCGAGGUGGGGCACCACGUGGACCUGAGCGGCCAGACAGAGCUGCAGGGGGUCAUCCUGGAGGCCUUCUCCUCCACCAGCGAGGAGGUGAAGUCUGCAGCUUCCUACGCCCUGGGGAGCAUCGCCGUGGGCAACCUGCCGGAGUACCUGCCCUUCAUCCUGCAAGAGAUCUCCAGCCAGCCGCGGCGCCAGUACCUGCUGCUGCACUCGCUGAAGGAGGUGAUUGGCUCUGCCAGCGUGGCGGGGCUGCGGCCGUACGUGGAGAGCGUGUGGGUCCUGCUGCUCACGCACAGCGAGGUGCAGGAGGAGGGAACCAGGAACGUGGUGGCAGAGUGUCUGGGAAAACUCACCCUCAUAGACCCUGAAACCCUGCUGCCUCGCCUCAAGGGAUACCUGCUGUCAGGGUCGUCCUAUGCCAGGAGUUCCGUGGUAACAGCAGUCAAAUUCACCAUCUCAGACCACCCACAGACCAUAGACCCCCUGCUGAAGAACUGCAUAGGAGACUUCCUGAAGACGCUGGAGGACCCUGACUUGAACGUUCGGAGGGUUGCCUUGGUAACGUUCAACUCUGCAGCCCAUAAUAAGCCAUCUCUGAUCAGAGACCUGCUGGACACUGUGCUGCCUCACCUGUACAAUGAGACCAAAGUCAGGAAGGAGCUCAUCAGAGAGGUGGAGAUGGGGCCGUUCAAACACACAGUGGAUGAUGGUCUGGACCUGAGGAAGGCAGCGUUUGAGUGCAUGUACACCCUGCUGGACAGCUGCCUGGACCGGCUGGACAUCUUCGAGUUCCUCAACCACGUAGAGGACGGGCUGAAGGACCACUACGACAUCAAGAUGCUGACGUUCCUGAUGCUAGCACGGCUGUCGUCUCUCUGUCCCAGCGCUGUGCUGCAGAGACUGGAUAGACUGGUGGAGCCUCUACGAGCUACCUGCACCACCAAGGUGAAGGCGAACAGCGUUAAGCAGGAGUUUGAGAAGCAGGACGAGCUGAAGCGCUCGGCCAUGCGUGCCGUGGUGGCCCUGCUGGGCAUCCCAGAGGCGGAGAAGAGCCCUCUGAUGGGAGAGUUCCAGUCCCAGAUCAGCUCCAACCCAGAGCUGGCCGCCAUCUUCGACAGCGUGCAGAGAGAUUCCUCCUCCGCCAACAUGGAGUCCAUGGACACCAGCUAGGCCCCGCCCCCCAGCCCCUGAGCCCCGCCCCCAGCCACACCCCUUACACCCCCAGCCCCGCCCCCCGCUCUCUCAACCCUGGGAGUCUCCGUUGUCCCAUGAUGCAUUGCACUGAAUCAGCAGUUUAGAGGAGAGAGAUUGCCCGAGUGGAGACGAAAAGAAUCGAUAAAUAAAAUACAAAUGUUCAAUGACUUUAGAAAGUUACACAAAAAAAAAAAAAUGUGAAAAAAAUGUGAAAGAGAGAAUGAAGAGGAGGAACCCCGAAACUACAGAAGAGUUCUCUGGUAGUUGGAAGCUCACCAUCAUUUUUACCUUUUUUUUGUGUAUCUUUUUUGUUUUUUUUAGAUGACAAGAAGAAUACAUUACUGUUCAUUCCUUUUGUGUUUUCAGUUGGAGUUAUGUGAUUCCAGAAAAUUCCACAGGUACCUCCAUGCCAAUUGGCUACUGAGAUACCGGUGGCACUGAUUGGUGGCAUGCAAAUGAACUGACCAAUAGGAGUGGACUGCCUGAGCUUAACGCGACCAAUGGGAGACGAACUGUUCUGACCUGCCGGAGAGUUCCUAACCAAUAGGAGAGCUGUAGGGUGGCGUGGGGGUAUCCGGUUGGUGGACCAUAAUGUUUUUGUUACUUUGUUUCUAUCUUGUUUCUACUGUGUCCACCUGGUCUGUUGCUAGGCAGAUCUGAGGAGGGAGGGGAUGUGUGACCACAAGUAAUUCCUGUCUCAUCUGAUUGGUCAGGGCUCGGGAGGGGAGUGGCUGUGCUGACCUAUCAGCUGCUGUUCUCUCGUCACCUUUAGUAGCAUGUUACAUUACCAUCAGAAGGAGACACACACACACACACAGCAGGCUCUAUCUGACAUGUUCAGGACGAGUUCUUAAUCUGUCAGCUCCGUACGCAACAUUAAUAAAGGUGUGUGUGGAUGCAGA